AUGCCACCAGCACACGAGAUACGACCUCGUGCUCUGCCUCUGGUCUGGCACCGACCGCCAAUAAAUAUACUUGCGCGCGCUCCUCCGGCGAGCGACCAGCGGAGGGAGAUCAUGGAGGGAGCGGCCCAGACCAUCUUCAGCAAUGUUGGGCAGCUGUUGGCGGAGGAGUACCGGCAGCUCAGCGGCGUCGGCGGCGAGGUCCUUGAGCUGCGGGACGAUUUGGCCACCAUGAACGCCCUCAUCCGCAUGCAGUCCGAGGCCGAGGACGGCGCCGUCGACCACUUCGUCCGGGAGUGGAUGAAGCAGUUGCGGGAGCUCGCCUACGACGCGGAGGACUGCAUCGACCACUACAAGCUCCGCAUCAGGGCCAGGCCGGGCGACGGCGUGCGCGCCAGGCUGGAACGCCUGCUCGGGACGCUCUUGCCGCGCCGUCGCCUCGCCCGUGAAAUCGGCGCCCUCCGCGCCCGCGCCGUCGCCAUCAGCGAGCGCCACGCGCGGUAUGGCGUCAGCCGCGACGCGUUGCGCCGCUCCCCCACCCUGCUACCAGCUGCCCCCGUGGCGGCGCCGGCGUCCGCACCGGCGCCAGCCAACGACGCUGACCGCCACCUGUUCGUCGGCUUCGGCUUCGCGUACCAGGCUGCCACCCUGGCCGCGCGGGUGAUGAAGGCCCGGGCUGGCGAGAAGGGCGACCUCAAAGCCGUGUUCUCCGUCGUGGGGUUUGGGGGUCUCGGCAAGACUACGCUGGCCAUGGAGGUGUGCCGGCAGCUGAAGGCGGAGUUCCAGCGCCAGGCGAUGGUGUCGGUGUCCCAGGCGUUCGAGCCCAUCAGGGACCUCAAGCCGCUGCUCAAGCGCAUACUUCAGCAGGUGGCCAAGACCAGAAAUGACGAUGAGGGGGCCCUUGAUGACAUCGAUCGCCUGGAUGACAAUGAGCUCGCCGCAAAACUCGAGGAGAGUCUCAAGGAAAGCAGGUAUCUCAUCGUCAUCGAUGAUGUAUGGAACGUAAGAGCAUGGUAUGCAAUCGAAUCCAUCCUGCCAGAGAAUAAAUGUGGCAGCAGAGUUAUCGUUACCACUCGGUCUGAGACUAUUGCGAAAGUUUGCAGUGCUGCUAGUGUUGGUGAAGACGACAUCUAUCAUAUGAAACCCCUGAAUUUGGAAGAUUCCGAGAAGCUGUUCCUCAGCAGAGCAUUUGGCUCCAUUGAUGCCACUUGUCCCAAUGAACUGAAAGAAGUAAUGGACAAUAUUCUGAAGAAAUGCGGCGGGCUUCCAUUGGCCAUCAUUAGCAUUGCUAGCGUUCUAGCGCGCUACACCUCGUCGGAGAGCAUAGUGAAGUGGGAAACAAUAUGCAGAUCAAUUGGUUCGCAGAUGGAGAGCAACCCUACCCUUGAGGGGAUGAGGCAGAUUGUCACACUCAGUUACAACAACCUGCCUCAUGAGCUCAAGCUUUGCAUGCUGUACCUUAGCAUCUUCCCAGAGGAUUACGCAAUUGGUAAAGAGCGGCUCCUGCGCAGAUGGAUUGCUGAAGGACUGGUUCAGGAGCAGCGUGGGCUGACUACGCUGGAGGUUGCAGAAUCGUACUUGGAAGAGCUGCUGAGCAGGAACAUGGUUGAAGCAAGCCAUUUCAACUACAACAAGAUGGAGCACUCGUACAAGGUACACGACAUACUUCUGGAGGUUAUGGUAUCCAAGUCACUGGAGUCUAACUUUGUUAGCCUGCUUGGAGGGCAAUAUGAAGAGAUGUCGUACAGCAUAAUUCGUCAUCUCUCAAUUCAUGGCACUGGCCAAGGACGUGACUCGAGGCAUGGCGUCGAGAAGGUGAACCCGCGGCAUGUUCGAUCUCUCACCUUGUUCAAAUGCAAGUUGGAAGGGCGCAUGCUCCUCAACCAUCUGGGCAAGUUCACCCUGCUGAGAGUGCUUGACCUGGAAGAUUGCGAGGGUGUGACAAACAAGCAUGUGCGCUACGCCUGCCAGUUGCGCCUACUCAAGUUCCUAAGCUUAAGGGGUACAAAUGUCAGCAAGGUGCCUCCUCAGAUUGGAAAGCUAGAGCAUCUUCAGACUUUUGAUGCACGUGAGACAUGCCUUGAUGGGCUACCAGAAACUAUCACAUCGCUGAGCAGACUUGAGCGCCUGCAGUUCUCCAACAGGACAAUGUGGAGCGGGAGUAGUGGUAUCAUGUGGAGCCUGCCCAGGGGGCUCAGCAAGAUGAAGGCACUACAGGAGGUGGGUGUAGCACGGCUUGGAAACAACGCCAAAGUUGCCCAAGAGAUGGGUGAACUAGAGCGACUGCAGCUGUUGUCUUUGUACGUCGGCCCUGACUCGGGGGGUCCCGACGGGGAGGUUCUCCAGCAGCUUGCACUGUCACUGAGCAAGAAGAGUUGCUCCCUCCGGUGGCUUAUCAUAGGGGACACAAGUGACGGCAAGGCACUCAACUUUCUGCAUCGCAUCCCAUCACCGCCACGACUACUCGAAUUCCUUAAGAUCGACGGUGCUAUCGAUGGGUUGCCCAGCUGGGUCGGGUCACUUUCAUACCUUAACUGUAUUAACGUGUCUUUUACAGCCCUCGUUGAUGACCAGCUGUUUGGUGUCCUGUGUAACUUGUCCAACCUCAAGAUUAUCUGGGUGGAGCGGAAGAGCUACAAUGGCCAUGCACUGGUUGCACGCACCAGACACAACUUUCCCGCGCUUAGAGACCUAGAAGUGACCGCCGAUGAUGAACUGCCCAAAGUUUUCAGGUUCGAGCAAGGAUCCAUGGUAAAGCUCGAGAAACUAAACGUGAAUUUCGCCGACAAGGAGAAGAGCAUCCAUGGCAUUGAGCACUUGACCAACCUAAAAGUGGUUCAUCUCAUGGGUAAGAAGGACAACCCUGCACUGAAAUGUGCACUGGACCAGCUGAAGGCUGACAGUAAGAGGCGCCCAGAGUCCAAUCAGUUCCAAGUUGUGGCGACGUACUACUAAUAGUUGAUGAUUUGCCGCUUUCUUCUGGACAUCAGAUCUUUCCAUGCUUUCUUCUGGUGGAGCUGCUCCUGCAGCUGAGGCGAAGAAGGAAGAAACCGAUGAUGACAUGGGCUUCAGACUCUUCGCUAGGCUUGUGCAGUCAUCAGAGUUGUGUCUUUUGGGCAGGAAAACCAAGAGUCAUGAUGUUUGGAUUUCAACCUUGUUUUAUUUUGCAAAUCACCGGUGACCGACCUGGCAUGGCAACCCAUCAAUCUUCCACCAGUCUUUUUUGACUGCCCUGGCCGUCACUCUCCUGCUCUCCCUUGUUGCUUAUUGUAGGUGACAGUGUUAGUUGUCCACUCCAGUCGACGCACGCAGCUGGCUGACUUUUUGGUGACACGAGUCGAUUGGUGGUGACCGUGCUGAUGAUUCGUGGAGCGUCAGGACAGCUUAGCCAGCUAACCCUUCACUUCCGUCGUCUGCGCCGGCUGCUGCUGCUCCGCUUCCCGGACGAGGAAAUAGGCCGGCCGUGAACAUGCCGGUGAAGAACACCAUGAGCUGCAGACACGCCCCGGACCAUCAGCUUGUACGCGACCCGCACAGUUUCAGGCAUUCAGACUAAAGUUCCAUGAUGUGGAGCCCCAUAGAAUGAUCACUUGACUUGCAAACA
This is a messenger RNA of Panicum hallii, 3601 nucleotides long. Its product is annotated as putative disease resistance RPP13-like protein 3. NCBI's taxonomy places the organism in Eukaryota, Viridiplantae, Streptophyta, Magnoliopsida, Poales, Poaceae. The record is from RefSeq and is a predicted model, not a curated record. The transcript is spliced from 4 exons. Bases 1 to 2952 code for a protein of 983 amino acids. Gene Ontology annotation, biological process: defense response to other organism. Gene Ontology annotation, molecular function: ADP binding.